ACAAGAUGUCUCCACCAUCAUCACUUGCCAACUAUUUGCUCAUUGUUGGUCUAAUACUCUCAGCUCUUGUUUUAUUUGCUGAAGGUCAGGCAUGUACAGAUCAAGCAGGUCUCUCUCCAACCACUAGUACCUAUCUUUGCCCAAUUGGUUAUGUUAAUACACAAGUUACCGACUUUGCUACACCACCAACCAAGACCUUCGUCUGUAGAAAGGUCAAUGAUAUGAUCACUCCAAUCAAUAAGAAACAAGCUUGUCGUACCGAUGCUGAUUGUUAUGUUUCCAAUAUGGAUGGUACAACUUCUUAUUUCAGCAAGUUGAGAGCCCAAUGUUUUUCUGGUCGUUGCAUUCGUUAUGGUACAAGAUUGCCAGGCGACAGUUGUGAUUAUGGCAACCAAUGUCUUGGUGGUAGAUGUGAUUUGAAUACCAAUAAGUGUAUCACAAAUGUCUUAUAUACUGCCUCUCAAGGAGAACGUUGUGGAGUUACCUUUGAUAGUUUAACUGUUACUUGUAAGAAGGACUCUAAUCUCAGAUGUCUCCCUGAAAGAAUUCAAACUGGUACCACCUUUUCUAGCUUUAGUUAUUGUUAUGCUCCAAAAACUGUUGCUCUUGGUAAAUCUUGUAUCACCACUGAUAAUACUACUAGAACUUAUGAUACCUGUGAAGAUAACAGUCAAAUGUUCUGUAAUUCAACUCUUGGAAUUUGUGUUGCUAAAUUGGCUGAUGGAUCCUAUUGUGAUACUCACGCUCAAUGUAAGAGUGGCGACUGUCUCAAUAAUGUCUGUACUACUUUGAAGAAAUCUGGUGACACUUGUCAAGCUAUUGUUGAGUGUACCAACACUUUGACUUGUCGUUCAUCUGCUCCAAAGGCAUCUCGUGUCUGUCAAACACCAGCUGCUUUGAGUGAUUAUUGUGCAGCUGAUUCGGAUUGCUAUUUGAACUCGGCCUUUGCAAUUGGUGGAAGUAUAGUGUCAACAGAAUUGGUUAUUUGUGCCAAUCAAAGAUGCGUUCGUCAAUAUGGUAUCAUCAAUGGUCAAAAAUGUGAAAAGGAUGCCAAUUGUCACUCUGGUUAUUGCCAUCCUUCUGAAGGUGUCUGUAAGACUGCUCCAGCUGUUUCUUGUGAUGGUGUCACCUCUGUUAACACUUGUCCAAAUUGUAUUUGUAAUAAGGGUACUGAUACUGCUGGUGUCUGUCUCCAUAACGUUGCCACCAAUUGUCCAGGUUAUCUCAUGGAUCUCCAAUUCUGUGUUUACAAUAACUUUGUUUCAAGUCUUACUGAUCCAUUAAUCGCAAGCUUACUCUCCUUGUCUAGAGCUGAUGUUGAUUCUCCAUUCCUUGAUACUGAAAGUUCCCUCUAUAAGACCUGUGGAUCAUACUAUACCAAUUUGAUGAGAUGUUUGUAUAAUGGAAAUUCUGACAAGUGGACUGCUGCUGAUAUUGAUGGUUUCUCAUUUACUGGUACUCCAACUCCAAAUGUUAUCUUGCCAAAGAUUCUCUCUGGUUCUAAUACUGUUACCUACUCUUUGGUUUUGAUGAUCCUUACUAUCCUCUCCUUCUUGUUGUUCUAAAUUUCAACAAAACAACAUGAUAUAAAAUGUAAUUGUGCAUUACCCUUUUU
Molecule: messenger RNA, 1615 nt
Organism: Naegleria gruberi
Lineage: Eukaryota; Heterolobosea; Eutetramitea; Acrasida; Naegleriidae
Exons: 1
Coding region: 6-1565 (519 amino acids)
Source: RefSeq, a predicted model, not a curated record